UGUCCACCAUGAUCACUUCCGAUGAGAAAACUCCCGAGCGGGAGUUUAUGGACAACACCACCCUCCAUGGCUUCAACAAGAUCCACCACCCGAACCGCGCCAUCCGGACCGUCUGGAUAGUCGCCAUGCUGGCGGCCUACGCAGGAUUCAUCUACAUGGCCGUCAACAUGGCCCAGACGUACUUCAGCUACGACACCGUCUGUGACGUCAAGCUGUCCUUCGAGAGCAAGAUGACGUUUCCUGCCGUCACCAUCUGCAACUACAACAGGAUUGACUCGCACAAGCUGACGUGGGAGGAGUGGUCCAUCCUGUCCACUCUCCUGUAUGGCCGCGCGAUGGACGUGCCCACUCUACAGGCUUUCCUGGGACCAACUUUUACUGACCGGAACAGGACAACUAACGGCACCGUCACCAACGCUACGACCAUGGACAUGGCUGCGGCCGUCCGUAUGAAAGGGUUCGACAUCUCGCCCGCCCGGAUGUGCGAGUGUGUGUGCGCGCAUACCAUGGACAUGGCAGCGGCUGUCCGUAUGAAGGGGUUCGACAUCUCGCCCGCCCGGAUGUACCUCUGCUCCUUCGCUGGAGACUCAUGCACGGAACUGAACUACACCCACUCGUUCAGUAACUAUGGCAACUGCUACAUAUUUCAUGCUGUGUCUGUCACUAUGAACUACACCCACUCGUUCAGUAACUACGGCAACUGCUACACGUUUAACGCUGACGCCGCCAACAAGCUGAACCAAACCAUCCCCGGGUCCACCAUGGGCUUCCAGAUCGUCGUUAAUGUCAUGGCGGAUUCCUACACGGAGACGAUGGCAGUUGGAGGACACGAGGAGGUCGGUCUGAAGUUUCUCAUCCACGAUCAGAACGAACCACCCAUGGUGGAAACCCACGGACUGGCGAUCAAACCCGGCAUACACAGCUUCGUCUCCGUCAAAAGGACUGAGUACUACAACCACGUGCCCCCCUGGGGAGACUGCCACGACAAGGCUCUGACAUACUUUGACGCCUACACCCUGCCUGGCUGCAACGCGGAGUGCCGGGGCAAACAUGUGCAGGACAGGUGUGGCUGUAAGGCCUACUACCUGCCAGGAUCAGCGCCCCCUUGCGCCGCUGACGUGCUCUUCACCUGUGUUCAGGAGGUUUUAGCUGAGGUGAAUGAGGGGAAGCUGACUUGUGACUGCCCGCUGCCGUGUACCAUGGUCAAAUACAGCCCCACUCUGUCCUUCUCGGCAUGGCCUAACCAGCUCACAGAGGACUACUACAGCCGAACGUACAACCUCAGCAGGGGAUAUCUCACGGACAAUGUUGUGGCGCUGACGGUUUAUUACGAGGACUUCAGCUACAUGAAGAUCUCACAGCUGAAGGCCAUGGACUCUGGACAGCUGGGAUGUAACAUGGGAGGAAUGAUGGGGUUGUUUAUCGGGGCCAGUGUGCUGACUCUGGUCGAGCUGACCGAGUACCUGGUGGCCAGGCUCUCCAUCAGCUGGGGCAAGAAAAAACGCCCUCUUCACGUCCAACCUGCACCGGAUGCUGAGAUGAGUGACAAGAAGCAGCCACCGGAUUCUUUGGUUUUUCACAAGUAGUGUCUGGUCUGGUCUAAGAACAGGGCAAAGGUCACUAUUUGGCGCCCGCCCAGAAGACCCAGUCUGAGACCCCUUUAAUGAGUAUAGCCAAACCAACUGAAAACAGCCUUUUUCUUGGUAUGUGCGGAUAAAUGUUGGCAUUUUCCAGCUCGAGAGUUAUUUCUUUUUGUAUUCUGUUGAAAAACUGGCUCAUAGAGUUGUUUUGGCUGCCUGGUAGAGCUCUAAAAGCAAUGCCAUUGUUUUAUUUUUUGGUGGUGUACAGGGGGGUCAGAUGUGAAAUUUUUGGACUAAAUGAACAAUUUAGAAGUUGGACUACCCUGUCAAUAUGAGUUUGCAACAGUUGAACAUUCAACUGAAGAUGUUUGAAGUUCAAACUUUUGAUCCAACAAAAAGAAGUUCUCUCACCUAAAGCUUUCGACCAGUCACUCUGGUCUUCCUCAGUAGACUGACCCAGUGAGGCUUGUCAACUGAAGAUCAUCUUUGAAAAUAGGUGCAGCUAACCUAAAAAUCUAAAUCAGUUUGUCUGUGAUUGUUUUUGAUGUGAUUGAGACAUUGUACUUUGUUGUUACUUAAUGAAUGAUGCUGCUGUCUAAAGUAAAGGACUUCUCUUCUGAAACUCAAACAGUAACUUUAAUUCUAAACACUGAUACGUAACAGAUCUUAACAGUAACAUCGAAAGUUUAUGAAUGUGCCAAAUAGCAUCGAAUUCUACACAAUGCUAAGCAAAUUGAAAUUGAUGAUAUAGUCUUUAAAACAAACAACUUUGAUUAUAAUUUUGAUGUUAAACAUACUUUCUGCAACUCUUUUCACAUGGUGUGCCAUUGAAUGAAUAAACCAUGUACUUGCAUAAUCGUCUUUAUUCUCUUGUGUAGUUCUAAAAUAAUGUAGUUCUACAUGGGAUACUAGUAAUAGACCAAGGAUCCUUGAAUAAACGAAAAUACGGUCAAGUUGACAAAAUUUGAAAAUCGCUGAGAUAUAAAUUCCUCUACUUCUCUACAAGCACAACUUAGGCCACACUGACUUAAUUUUAUGUUGGACGUGAUCUUUUUUUUUUUAGAACAGGCGAAAAUCAAU
Branchiostoma belcheri (Belcher's lancelet) is the source of this 2660-nucleotide messenger RNA. RefSeq names its product acid-sensing ion channel 5-like. Gene Ontology annotation, biological process: sodium ion transmembrane transport. The record is from RefSeq and is a predicted model, not a curated record. The coding region runs from base 9 to 1586 and encodes 525 amino acids. Gene Ontology annotation, cellular component: membrane. Gene Ontology annotation, molecular function: ligand-gated sodium channel activity. NCBI's taxonomy places the organism in Eukaryota, Metazoa, Chordata, Leptocardii, Amphioxiformes, Branchiostomatidae. The transcript has 14 exons.